GUGUUAACCCGUUUAUUUUAAAAUAUUAUUCGGUUUUGUGAUUAUAUUUAUAACACGCAACGUGUUCCCACUCGAUUCCACGCCACGCGUUUCAAACAAUUUUGAAAAACGUGUGACGUGUGAUAGGAUCGUAUUAUUUAAAAUACGACAUUUUACUCCAGACAUCGGUUGAUGCAAUUGGUUUAUCAUUUAUUUUCAGUUAGUUUCUUAAUUAUAAUAAUUUUUUUAUAAUGUCUUCAUUUGAAGAGUCAUUAAUUGAAAAUGUCCGCGAACACAAGUCUUUAUACGAUGUUUUUUCCGCCGAUUAUAAAGAUCAGAACAUUCGUAAAGAGGCAUGGGAAGAGAUUGGUAAAAAUCUACAAAUGUCAGCUGAAAAGUGUAAGUCAGAAUGGACUAAAUUGCGAAAUUGUUUUCUAAAUGCCAUCAGAAGACGUAGAAGUAAGACAAGUGGUCAAGCUACCAAGAAUAUUCCACCUUGGAGGUUUUCCCAACAAAUGGAAUUUAUAUUGCCCUUUUUGGAAAACCGAGAGUAAUAUAAUAGAUACAUUUAAUUUAAUAUGGAGGGUGCAGUACUGUAUAGGAAGACUUAACAAACUAAAUAAC
Messenger RNA from Myzus persicae (green peach aphid), 603 nucleotides. RefSeq names its product transcription factor Adf-1-like. Lineage: Eukaryota; Metazoa; Arthropoda; Insecta; Hemiptera; Aphididae. The transcript is spliced from 2 exons. Gene Ontology annotation, cellular component: transcription regulator complex; nucleus. Bases 231 to 533 code for a protein of 100 amino acids. Gene Ontology annotation, biological process: regulation of transcription by RNA polymerase II. The record is from RefSeq and is a predicted model, not a curated record.